AGGGGUUAGAAAUAAAUGAGAUAGAAUGAGAGAUGUAAAAUUAAUAUUAUAUUAAAAAGGGUUUAAAUAAGCUAGAUUGUAGUAACGGUUGUUUUCCCCAUUUGGCCUGUCCCUGUCGCACCCACAAAGCUUUGCGCUGCAUUUCACCUCGUUCUCACUGCACUUCUCUCGCGUUUAUGUCUCGUGCUCAUUUCAAACGCUGUUAAAGCGCUGCAAAAACGCACCCAGCCCCAAAAAGUCGAAGAAGCAAACGUAGUGAAAUCCGAUGCAGCAUCGGGAAAAACUCACAGUUUGCUCUGCCAGGCUGCCAGGCACACAGGCAGCUAAAGAAAAGGCUGCUGCCACUUUUCGCUUUUGUCCGUGGUAACACCACGUUUCAACUGGGUGUGGACUAAACAAAUCCAGCGCUUUUCUACGAUAAAAAUUUUUAAAAAAUAAUAUAGAUUUUUAAGUCUAAGACAGUGUCUAAGGCAGUGUCAAAUGAAAACGAUAACUCGGCGGUUUCACGGGCAAAAGGGGCGCUGCUGCAGGCGCGUAGUAUCCGUAAAGUGAAAGUGCGAAGGUCAACCCGCCCUGACCUGCCCCAAAAAUACGAAUACAAAUGCGAAAUACGAGCAGUGAAAAGCGAAAUUCGAGACACAACUGCUCUGCAAGUUUUUACAACAAACUUAAGAAAGCAAAUUAAAGUGAAAAGUGACGGAACAAACCCUUUUUACCAGAAACAAACCUUUUGUGCAAAGUGCGUUUUUUUUGUCGUGACUCCCUUACAAUUUUUGUAAUAACGAAUUUUCCCCCCUGAACGCAAGGCAUUUAACACUCAAACAAUAAGCAAUAAGCUUUAAUUUUUGUAGAACUUUAAGUAAAAGUGUCCGAAAACGGAUUUUAUAAAGCGUACUAGCCGUACAGGUUUAUAUAACGGAUUUUUAGGCGGGCAUGGAUUACUGGAGCUUGGUGCACCAAGUGUGAGACGACCUUGGGAGCGACAGAGCCCACUAUUGCAAGCCAGCAGCGCAGAUUCGGCCUAAAAGUGGCUGGCAGCAGCAGCACCACCAACAGCACCACCAGCACCACCAUGUGGUCCAACGCCCUGUGCACGCUGGGCGUGACGAAGCCGCUCUGCAAUUGUCUGAGCAUCAGACAAGUGGCAGCCGCAGCUGCGGCGGCGGCCCAGGCCACGCAGGGCGUUGCUGCCUCUGCCGCAGCUGCGGGUGGGGGUGGAGUGGGUGGUGGGGCCAUCACAACGGGACCCUCCUCGGCCACAAACGGCGGACUGUCCACAAUGGAGUCUCGCGGCAAGAGACCACUGAAAAUCUGGGACAGCUGGCGGAAUGUGCGCAAGGGCGUCGUAGUUGGGACCUUCGAGGAGCUCUUGGUCCGCGGCAAGGAUAAGCUGGGGGUUCCUGCUUCAGAACCGGUGCGCGUCGUUCUGGAGUGUGAUGGAACCCAAAUCGAGGAUGGCGAAUACUUUCGCACCCUGGCCAACAAUACGGUGCUGUUGCUGUUGAGGCAGGGCGAGCGCUGGUAUCCCACUGGCGUCGAUGUCAUAAAGGCUGCCAUAUCAGCUAUACCAAAAAUCGUCUGUGAGACGAUCCAUGCGCUGGAGUUGCACGAUGAGACACCGUCGUGGAAGAUCAUGGACAACAAAGGGCGUGUCACGGUCGUUCUGCACUGGGAUCAGCGGCAGGGUGGAGGAAGCGGUGGCGGCGGAGGCAGCAGCGGUGGCGCCGGCGGCGGAGGGGGGAGCAUGUGCUCCGGCCUGGGCAGCAGCAAUGGGCUGCUGUCGUCCGACAAGUACUCGCCCUCGAAGAAGGGCCUCUCCGCGCAGAGUUCGCUGGACAACAAGUCGGUGUCGUCGCAGUCCUCCCAGCCGCGCUAUGCCAGCCCCCAAAUAACGGUGAUCAGUGACGACGGACCGGCGAGCAUAUACCAUCCCGGUGGCGUUGUCCUGCCGCCAGGAGUUGUGAUACCCGGCGGCAGCAGGCGACUGUCCAAGCAGGGCAGCUCCUUCGACAGCACCGUGGGCGUGGGCGUGGGAGCGGUCCAUGUGCAUACGCCCGAGUGCGCCCACCACGCCCACACGCCCAGCAGGGCCGGCAGUCCCAGCACCACCGAGUGCGACUUUCACUGCUGUGCGCUGCACGAGGAGGGGCGCAAGAUCGCGGUGCACAAGAGCGUGGCCACUUCGCCCAUCCAGGACGGGAGCAGCAGUCCCCAGCCGCAGUCGGCACCAUCGGUUAUGGAUCCUAUGCUGGGCGGAAGUGGCAGCGGAGGCGGCGGCGGUAGCGGCAGCAUGCAGCGCCGCUCGUCGGGCGCCAAGGGCCAUGUGCGAUUCCUGGACAUCGCCCCGGAGCGGGACAGUUCCGAGAGCGAAACGGAGAACACGGUGAUGGAGGACGACAAGACGACGACGGAGAAGUUUCUGCUGCUGAUCGACCAGCUGUCGGUGGACCAGAAGCGUCACCUCAGCAUCAAGGACAUCGGCAUCAUACUGGAGCGCCUCAAUUCCAAGAUUCUCGACGUGGAGCGAUUGGAUCGCGAGUCCGAGUCGGACGAUUGCUACAACUGGACGAUAAAGGCGACAAUACGUGGCGAUGCGCUGCGCGAACUGGGCGUCAUCUACAAUGGCAACUACUAUGCCAUCUCCGAGCAUCCCGGCUACAAGGAGGAGCUGGAGGAGAACGGUGAGGAGGUCGAGGAAGAGGAGGAGGAGGACGAGGAGGACAGAAUUUAAAGUGCCAAUGGCGGGCAGUCAGACGGGCAAACCCACAGGUUCACAAAUGUCCCACGUCGGGCGCCACGGAAGGUAUCAAUAAACUAGCGCAUUUUACAGAAACAAAAAAAGAAAAAAUGAAAAAAACAAAAAAUAGGAGUAGCCCAGCAGCUCAACACACGACACAAUCUCUCACACACACACACACGCACACACACACCAACAUGCAUACAUAUAUACAUAUAUACUUAUAUAAAAUAAUUACAAGAAUAUAAUAAUGCAAGUCGCACAUUGUACAAUAGUGAAGUAAGCAUAAACGUGAAUUAUAAAAAAAAGGCGACAGCAAAGCAGCCACACACCCAGAAACACA
Molecule: messenger RNA, 3080 nt
Organism: Drosophila gunungcola (fruit fly)
Lineage: Eukaryota; Metazoa; Arthropoda; Insecta; Diptera; Drosophilidae
Gene: Drep2
Exons: 3
Coding region: 1073-2731 (552 amino acids)
Biological process (GO): apoptotic process; regulation of apoptotic process
Source: RefSeq, a predicted model, not a curated record